Molecule: messenger RNA, 1341 nt
Organism: Humulus lupulus (European hop)
Lineage: Eukaryota; Viridiplantae; Streptophyta; Magnoliopsida; Rosales; Cannabaceae
Exons: 5
Coding region: 1-1341 (446 amino acids)
Molecular function (GO): zinc ion binding
Source: RefSeq, a predicted model, not a curated record
AUGAGGGCUUCAAAGUAUGGAAAUGAAGAUUUUUGGAUGGUAAGGAAGUAUGUCAAGGAACAUACUUGUCCAAUUGAUGUUAUGUUAAAUGAUCAUCGUCAAGCUACUAGCAAAUUAGUGAGUGAUUGUGUAACUAACUUGAUAAGAGAUGAUGCAACAACAUGUCCUAAAAAGAUAGUAGCUCAUAUGGGGUCCAUAUUAGUUACUUCAAAGCUCGUAAGGCAAAGGAAAAAGCAUUGGAGGCAUUACAAGGAUCUGCUAAUGAGUCGCUCCGUGGUUUAUUAUCAAACUGAUGAUGAAGGCAGAUUCUUAUAUAUGUUCAUGGCAUUUGGAGCUUCCCUUGAAGGAUGGAAGUGUUGUAGGCCAGUCAUAUCAGUUGACGAAACAUUUUUAACGACAAAAUUUGCACGAACAUUGUUCAUGGCAUGUGCCAUGGAUGCCAAUAAUCAUAUAUUCCCAAUAGUUUUUGGCAUCGGAGAUUCCAAGAAUGAUUCUUCUUUGAUUUGGUUUUUCCAAAGAUUAAGAGGUGCAUUAGGAACUCGAGAUAAUUUGGUUAUUUUCUCAGACAGACACAGGAGUAUUGAGAAUGCAAUAUCUAGUGUGUAUCCAGAUGUAGAACAUGUUCUAUGCACCUAUCAUUUGUUGAACAACCUAAAAUCUGCAUUGAAGUUCAAGGGCCAUGAUGUGCUAUUUGAGAAUUGUUCACGAUCUUAUUUAAAGAUUGACUUUGAGUUUUAUAAGCGCCAAAUCGAGUCCAUCAAACCAAGAAUUUUUGUAGCUUUAUUGGAAAAUUUAAGGCAAAAGGUUCAAAAUUGGUUUGAUACACGUCGUUUGGAAGCAGCAAGCACAUUUUCAAGGUUAUCAACAUGGGCAGAAGGUCAGCUUGUUGAGAAAAAUCGCCUAGGUAGAACUAUGAAUGUAUACUCUGUUGGUCAUCAAAUUUACCAAGUUGUUGAUGGUAACUUAGAAUUUUUUGUUGAAAUUCUAAAGCGAAGUUGCACUUGUCGCAAGUGGGACUUAGAUGAAAUUCCUUGCUCGCAUGCAUGUGGUGCCAUAAGAAAAGAAAACUUGUGUCAUUAUACUUAUGUCUCUGACUUUUACAUGAAGGAUGUUUUUGAUAUUCCUGAUAUUGUCAAAGAUCAUGUUGUGCUACCACCCAUUGUAAGGAGAAGAGCUGGCAGACCAAAAAAGAAGAGGAUUCCUUCAGCUGGCGAAAAAAAGAGGCAAAUCAAGUGUGGUAGGUGCAAUGAAAGUGGACACAAUCGUAAAAGAUGUAGAAAUGCUAUUCAUGUGAAGAUGAAAUCUAUGAAGAGGCUGAAAUCUUGUGUUCAUGCUCAUUAA